AUGGAAAGAAUGGGCCUCGGUGGCCAAACAACCGUCUCAAGGGCCGUCCAGCGCCUAAUUCGAUUGUCCGCCAGAGUCGGCCUCAGUUCCAGUGGCAGCUUCGACGGCUCCACCCCGCCGCCAGAAGUCAUGGCAUUAUAUGGAGAUCAUUUUUCUAUUUUUUUAAAUUCCUUCAUUUCAUUUCCAUAGGCAAAGUCGGAAGGACCCUUUGAGGGUCCGUUUUGGAUCAAGGUUUCUAAAAAUUGUUCCUAAACAGUUGGCAAAGGUUUCCUUUUUACUGCCUUUUUCCGUCCUUUCAUCGGCCUUCGUCCAUCCUUUUUGGACCCUUUUGAGAAAUACAAUUUUUUUAAAUUCGGAAUAAUCUUUACAAGUUACUGUAAAUGAACCAAAAUGCGCUACAGUAAUAAAAUCGGAAAACAUAGCAGAGACUUUCAGAACCUUUUCGCGGCCUCUCCCGUUUUUCACCCUUUUACGACUCUUUUUAGCGCACCAAGAACAAAAGGCUCAAUAAAGGUCGUAAAAAGGGACCCUUUUAACGGCCAUUUUGCAGUCACUCCCUUUUUGCACCCGUUUACCGCACUUCCGACUUUGGCAGUGAUUUAUUUAUUUAUUUAUUUUCACUCAAACACAAAAAUACAGAUACAGAAUAGAAAGUAUUUGAGUGAAGCGAAACCCGAUAUACAAACGCCCCAACGAGCGAUUUACCGGGAUGGGAUAGUGAUCAAAGCCCUCAUUUUUUUUCUGAUUUUUUUCCGUAUUCGUCGUGGAAAGGGCAGUACUGGUUGACUUACAACCCUUUUGGAUGUUUUUAAAGGCUCAGUGAGGAGCUUGAGAAGCUCUCCUGGCACGAGUAUCUCUUAAGAAUUUUAAAGUGGCCCCUAUAGGGAUUCGGUAGGAAAUAGCCCCUAUAGAGACUUGAAAGUGGUCCCUAUAAAGGUUUAGGGUCCGACCCCUCAGCCCCUAAAGCUUGAGUGGUCCCUACAGGAGUCGUUCAAUUUUAUUCAAAAAAAGUUAUUUUCUCAGUUUUUCCCAUGGAAAUGCUUCUAUUGGAGCCACUAACUAUAACCUCUAUAGUUGCCACUUUUUGCAAGCUUUAGUGACCCUUCUAGGGGUUGGUAAACUGAUCCCUAAAAGGUACCCCGAGGGCUCUUAAGGUUGCCCCUAUAGGGACCACUCUGUAGUUCCUACUGUCGGUCGCAAUUUGACUCUGCUUUUCCUAAAUGAAAAAUAACCUAGUUGUUACUUCCGCAAGGGUCGGCGUACACAAAAGUGCUUACCGUAACCAUCUUUCCUUAAAAAAAAUUCUCCGCGACCGGAAUUUUAUAGCUUUUUCUGAACGAAACCUUCAAUUAGAAUAUACUAUAUCAGAAUAACGGAAAAAAUUCAAAUUGAGAAAAAACAAAAGUUGACAAUAUUUUUUUCUCAAUAGAGCAACUUUACUGCAAAAUGCAUUUUGCGCGGGUUUUUCGAACCUUUUUUUCAAUAUUUCUUUUUACUUUUUUCCGAAAAAGUAGGAAAUUCUGAACAGUUUCCAGGUUUUUAUAGGCCAAACUUCGUCUUCCACUUCAUCUAGUCUCUAAAAAUCAAUAUGAUCUAGAUAUCAAGCCUGUUAAAGGCGGUCGGUCGUAUUACGGUAGUUUAGAAAAGUUUUCAUUUGUUAUAAAAUAGAAAUUGCUGAAUUUUUUAUGCCGUAAUACAUUUUGUUGAAUCGAGAGAUAGGGUUUGAAGAAAUAAGGAAAAAAUAAAAAUAUUUCAAAAAUUUCCUUGCUCAAAAAGACCACCAAAGGUAGGUCAUUUUACUUUGCGAUCCGGAUUUUCUUGAAAAUUGACCAGGAUACAUUUUGAUGUACCAGAUAAAGAUUCAGAAAGUCUCAAUCUGCAAAACUUCCUAAUUUUCGGAAAAUUACGGCUCAUAGUCCAAAAAUAGCCUAUUUCGACUGAUUUUCAGGGUUUUCUUUGACUUUGAGCUGUCCAACUAGGAAUUUUUCGAGGUUGGAACUCUUCAUACAGUACCGCUCAAAAGUCUAUUAAGUUUUGGUUUUUUGAGGAUAUCUCACCGAGUACUUAUCCGAUUUAUAUAUAACUUUCAGGAAUAAUGUAAAAAUAUACUUUUGAAAACAUAUACGGUAUACAAAUACAUGUCCGCAAUCACUGUGACGCGUUUUAGGAAUUUUUUUGAAUUCAAAUUUUUUGUUUUUUUAUGCUUUUAUUUUUUUAUUUAUUUUUUUAUUAAAUUUUUAAAAAAAGUAAUAAUGUUGCCAUAUGUUUUUUUCAUGUUUUUCAGACAUGGGAAGAACCUCUGGAAAAAAAGGAUUUGACUGAUAACAGCAAAAGAGCCAUCGUUGUGGGUCGUCAAAAUGGACUGACCAUGAUGACGUUGGCAGGAAUGUUCGGCGUGACAGAGGCGUGCAUUUCUCAGUUCCUAAAGCGUCAGAAAGCUCAAGAUGGCUCUACUAACAGCCAACGCACUGGAAGACCACGUGUCACUGAUCGUAAUGACGAUAGAAACAUUUUGAAGACGUCUAGAACCAAUCCAAGACUCACCGCAACUGCGAUCAGACGGGAAGUUUACUUGAAUUCGCCAUCUCCGCCAUCCGUCUGGUCCGUGAAACGACGUCUGAAUGUUGCUGGAGUCAUGGGAAGACGUCCAGUGAAAAAACCGCUGAUUUCUGAAAAGAAUCGAGCCGGCAGGGUGACGUGGGCGAAAGAGCAUCUCAACUGGACCCGUCAAGACUGGAACAAGAUUCUGUGGUCCGACGAAACGGUCUUCCACCAUGUUUUACAGUAA
This is a messenger RNA of Caenorhabditis auriculariae, 2788 nucleotides long. The record is from the annotation of a GenBank genome assembly. Lineage: Eukaryota; Metazoa; Nematoda; Chromadorea; Rhabditida; Rhabditidae.